UUCCAACCAGCCUGCAGAUUAUACCACUCAAUCUCAAUACAUAUAUAUAAUAAUACAUUAUGGUGGAAAAAGUUUGUUUCUCCAUCAUCUUAUGCCUCUCAGCUUGUUUAACAACCAUCCUUUUCCCAGAGGUGGUAUAUGCUGCAAGGAGAUGCCCACAUGAUAAACUUGUCCUCAAUGACCCUGAAAAGCUCUUUGUUUUCGGUGACUCCUAUGCUGACACCGGUAAUUGGCCACCUACAAAUGCUUCCGGGUCUUGGAGGGAACCUUUUGGUAUGACUUUCCCCGGCAAACCUUCUGGCAGAUGGUCCGAUGGUCGCGUUCUCACCGAUUACAUAGCGGAAUAUCUGGGAUUAGGAUCCCCACAACCCUACAAUUUGUGGAAGGGGGAUGGCGAAGAAAAGCAGUAUGGGAUGAAUUUUGCAUACGGAGGGACAGGUGUGUUUGACUACACAAACGUUGACGGUCCGAACAUGACGACACAAAUAAAUCAUCUGCAACAACUCCUUCAACAAAAUGCGUACGCCAAACACGACCUAACAUCGUCCGUAGCUCUCGUCACCUCGGUCGGGAAUGACUAUAGGAACUAUCAUGGAGAUAUACUCGAAUUUGUUGAAUCAGUUACGAAACAGCUUAGUAUGAACCUUAAACGCAUUCAUGAGAUGGGAAUCCCCAAAGUAGCCAUAACGGCAAUGCAGCCUUUGGGAUGCCUACCCUUCAUAGCUUUUGCAACUGGCAGCUACCCAAACUGCUACGAAAAAACAAACGACUUUACGAGGUUACACAAUCAAAUGUUAAAACAAAGGGUAGACAAACUGAACGAGGAAACCGAUGGGUCACCCUUUGGUAUUGUUGACCUGUAUGCGGCCUUCACGACCGCCUUGAACAUUCAAAACGACCAGCAACCUGGGAAAUCUAGUUUCCCACGUCGAUUGAAGCCAUGUUGUUAUGGUAAAUGCGGGGAGGUUGAUGAUGAGAGUGGAAAGAAGGAAUAUGAACUGUGCGAUGAUCCAAAAAAGGCAUUCUUCUGGGAUAUGGCGCACCCAUCACAGCAAGGAUGGUUUGCUGUUUAUUCUGCUUUGAAACCUUCCCUUCCCCAUCUGUUUCACUGUGAGCAGGCCACCCCAAUUGUUUAGACAAUAAUUUAAUAUAAUGUUCAAAAUGCUAAUAAAAGCUCAGAUCAGAUGGAAAUCUGGAUCGAUCGGAUUAGUUAGUUUAGUUUUAUCUAAUUGGAAUUAGAUUUAUCCAAUUGGGUAUGGCUCAAAUAAUUGGUUUUUGAAUAAUAAUCUUAUAUAUAAAUAUUCAAUAUUCUUCCAAAAGGCUGAACCCAACCCUAAGGACCCCUACAUCCCGACUCGACAGAGCAUUUGGGAGGAAUAAAUAUUCAAUAUUAUUAGCAUGAA
Ipomoea nil (Japanese morning glory) is the source of this 1403-nucleotide messenger RNA. Its product is annotated as GDSL esterase/lipase At5g03610-like. The record is from RefSeq and is a predicted model, not a curated record. Bases 60 to 1136 code for a protein of 358 amino acids. Gene Ontology annotation, molecular function: hydrolase activity, acting on ester bonds. The transcript is spliced from 4 exons. NCBI's taxonomy places the organism in Eukaryota, Viridiplantae, Streptophyta, Magnoliopsida, Solanales, Convolvulaceae.